This is a messenger RNA of Monopterus albus (swamp eel), 7337 nucleotides long. RefSeq names its product adhesion G protein-coupled receptor G2a (gene adgrg2a). The annotation marks the transcript as partial. Gene Ontology annotation, molecular function: G protein-coupled receptor activity. Gene Ontology annotation, biological process: adenylate cyclase-activating G protein-coupled receptor signaling pathway. The record is from RefSeq and is a predicted model, not a curated record. Gene Ontology annotation, cellular component: plasma membrane. The transcript has 30 exons. Lineage: Eukaryota; Metazoa; Chordata; Actinopteri; Synbranchiformes; Synbranchidae.
ACCCACUCAUGAUUUUUUAAAAUUGUUUUACAUGUUUCAAAAAAUCUGUUUGCUAACAAGUGGCUAAAUGAGAAUACAGAGGCAGUUUGGGAUAUUAACCGUCACCAUGCCGAACACAGAGACUCAUCUCCUCACUAGCCCACCUUCAUAGCCUCAUUAUGUGUAAACUUGCAUACUUAUAAACAUUUCUAAUUAACUGACAAAUCCAUGAUCACUACCUAGAUUGGGUCACGCUAAGAGGAAAGGAUUUUGUAUAAGAGGUAGCAAAUCAGAAUUUUAACCUGAAUUCAUGGGAUUACCAAUUUGAAGAGGGCUUGAAUCUUGAAUCAGGUUAAACACAGCAGCUGACAUCACACCAGGUUUAUGGCGACUUUGUCUUCUGAUGGCUUUAUUAUUUUAGAGGAAGGAUAAGCAGAUUUUCCUCAGACAUCAGCCCACCUCUCCUAGAGAAGUACAUGAUGUUUUAAUUUGGCUUAAGACACAUACACCUAUUGUACAAAAUCUCUAAAACAAUUAGGAUGGAUUCACUGUAGCAGAGCAAGCAGAUAGAUACCCUGACAGCUCAAUCAUCCAGACUUGCUGUGUCACUGAAAAAGAGCAGCAACGUGCUGCAGCUCUGCUCUGCACCACUGAUCUGAUACUGUUUUCUUAUUCCUCGUAAAAAUGAAAAAAGGCUGACACUGGAUCCACAGAGGAGGAGAAAAAUCUCUUUAGUCUUUACUGCCGCCUUGUGUUUAGUGGUCAACUAUUUAAUUAUCCAGGUGCCUCCUAACAACACAAACAGAGACAGUACAGGCAAGUAAAGACAAUGCUAUUUGAAGAGUCAUGUCACCCUGAGGCUGUUUCGCUUCUGAUUUAUUUUUUGUCUGACGUCAAGUGCAUGGCUUAAAUUCACAGCCAUGUCAUCACAGUGUGCAUAUGCCUGUGUGGGAGAGAGAAGUAUGACAAAGAGAGGUAGAAGAUGUUUGACCAGUUUGUCAACCUGAAUCCAACAUUUUAUACUUGAGUGUAACAUGUAAUUUUUGCCUGGUUUUGCAAUGCGUUGCUCAUCUCUGAUACCUUUUUCAAGGUUAAACAGACCCACAUGCAUGCACACAUGCUAACACACACACACACACACACACCAGAUUAAGGUUAAUACCCUGUCCAGGAGUCGUCUGGCCCUGCAUCCUGUAACACCAGCUGUUGCCCUCCAGCCAUACUGAGACUGGAACAAAAGAAAAGAAGUAAAGAAAGAAAACAGCGCUUAAGAGAGGUAGUUGUUCAACCCUCUCGUCCCUCCUCCUCCUCCUUCUCUGUGGGGGUGUGUCAUUAUGUGGUCUACUGCCUCCUGCAGGCAGACCUGAUGUUUCAGAAGUUCUGAUUUCCUGAACACACUGACACGCUACACACAAUGUUCUUUUGGAAGAAACAGGUGGAUAAAGGAGCAACAAUGGAGAGCAACUGAGACGGAAAUGAGGAAAGAAGAAGCAACAGAAGAAAGGACACGAAGAAAACGCAGAGAAAAGCUGGAAAGCUGCUUCAGCAGACUGGAUUUAGUGAAGACAGAUGAACAAGACUACGGGAAUGAUGGAGAACUGUGUGACCAGCAUGACAAGGACUUGUAUUCCUCUAUAGGGUUCAUAUACAUUCACACAGACAAACACAGACUGCAGAUACCUUUCAAAAGAAUGAGGAAGAUUAAUGGUUUUGAAGGACAGUCAAGAUUAAUCCAUCAUUUCCUUGUAGUCAUCUGGAUUUGGCUGCUGGCAGCCACUCCGCCCACAGCACUUGGAUAUUUUUUGGGAGACACUAAGGCAGUAUUAAAUGGCUGUGAGGACCACUGGACCCUGCAGGACAGGGCGGCCGUGCCACUGCUCUCUCAGAUGACUGUAUGUUUCAGCAUCCGUGUGGUGGUCCCCGGAGCUUGGGUGGCCUUCUCCUAUAACUCAGGCUAUGCACCAAGGCCUGAGCUCGGUCUGGAGGGAGAUGACGAAGUGCUGUAUGGGUGGCUACUAAGGGUCCGACAUCGAUUUCCUGCCCGGCUGUCCCCAGCAUACUGGCAUAGGGUGUGUCUCAGAUGGGACGCACCAGGCAACUUGUUUAGCCUUGAGGUUGAUGGAAGAACAGUGGCCAAGAAGGCAGUCAUUGCUGGAGCCAUCCCCCCCUCCGGCUCCAUGCGGCUGGGCUGUCGCCCCAGAGACCGACCCCUGGGACCCAAGCUCGGAAAAGUAGAGCUGUACUUGUUCCGCAUGUGGCCGGACGUGGGUGACCACGGGCUCUGUGAGGAUGGCACUGUGAUUGGCUGGAGCGCUCAGUACUGGGGCUUGACCAGUCCCAAUGCUAGACAGAGAGACCCCAGUCUCAUGUGUGACCGCAGACGGUUGAGACGAGAGGCUCGUGCUUUGAUUUCAGCACCUUCAAUUACACCUACCUUGAGUCCUGUCAUAGUACCAACUGGCAUUCAGGUGAACAGCCAGAUCCCGAUAGUCACAGGUUCUUCAGUGGUAAAUUGUGACAUCAGCCAGCUCUGCUCCAAUGAUAGUGCUUACUUCUGGAUGAACAUCAGUGUGGAAGUCACACAAGGCAACAAGGGUGAACAAGAUGUGCAAGAUUUGGUGUCAAAUGUGUUCGGUUGUAAAGAUAACACUACAGGAUACAUUUUCUGUCAGGGUGGCACACAACUGCAGACAGUGGAGGUGUCCUGUAUUGCAAAAACAGACAUAAGAAAUACAACCUGCAGUGUGUUUUUGCACUUCAACCGUGCCAUCUUACCAUGUGAACUGCAGAUUGCUGCAGCCUCUGCAUUGCAGCAAAGAAACCAAAUGCAUGCAAGAAUCAUUGGAGAGGUGGAGAGAGUUGGUCGAAAUCUAUGUGACAGUACACAGCCCUCUGUUGGUGAGUUCGUGAGGUGCACGUCCACAUCUUCCCUGAACAGUAUUUGUCAGUCUGACAAACCCUCUAAUCUUACAUGCUCAGUCACAGAGCCCAUGUCCAGCCCAGCUCCACAGUCAAACCCAUACUCCUGCGGCAGUGAAGCUCCUCGCUUUUGUGACUGCACUUCUUUCUGUAGUUCUUCAAGUGAGUUCUUUGCCUUAAGAAUUAACAUCAGCAAGGCAUCUGUUAAUAUUAGCUUCAUACAAAAAAUGUUAACAACUCUUCGUGUAGACCGCCUCUGUGACCCAGAGUCGGGGUCACCAUGUGGAGAUUAUGCAGAGAUUUUAAAGAAGUACCAGCACGCUCACCUGGAAUGUCAUGGGGUACAACAGAGGUUGUACAGCUGCAUGGUGAUAUUGGAAAUGUCUGGACCUGUCAGUGUUUGCUCCCUGAGUGAACUUAUGCAACAGCUCAUUGACAACAUCACUGAAAUAUCAGUUGAAAGACCAGUUACCCGAAUCGUAAUAUGUGGUUCUCCUGGUUUGGAUGUGCGUACACUGUUGGCCUCCAACUUCACCUGGGUUGACAGUGACCUGCUGAUCUCUGAUGUCUGUCAUCCUGACCCUACUUUGCUUAAAUGUGAGGCAAAUGAGACGCUUGCUGUUCUUUUGACUGACAGCUGCACAACACAGUCCAACAGCAGCUUUACUACACCUCCUGAAACCAUGCCAACACUGGUGACCAGCACUAAUGAACAAACUUACCCAGCAACUGAAAAAUCUCCUGCAACUCAAGAGACAAAUGCAUCACGAGGAACAGCUCAGCCUAACAUGACAACUCCACUUACACAGUUAAACAGCACACAGUCCUCAACAGCACAUCCUCUCCUUCAAACCAGCUCACAGAACCUAACUGUGACACCCACUACAGUACUUCAAAACAUAACCACAACACAACAAAACACAACAGAAUUUGUGACAUUUUCCUCUUCCAACUCAACCCAACCCAAUAUCAUAACAUCUGCUAACACUCUCACAUUACAGAACACAACCGCUAUGAUGGAUUCAACACCGAACACAACUACACUGCCUCUCAAUCACACACCAGUGUACAACCUAACUACAGCAAAUACAUUCACAGCUUCUCCCAGUAACACAACAGAGUACACAGUAUCUACAGCAGAACCACUGACACCUUCUCCAAAUGCUACAGUACCUCCCACAGACACACGAGAGAACAAUCUAACUAUAACCAAGACAGUUCCAUCUUCUCCCUAUAAUGAAACACUCUACAAUGCAACCACAGCUGAGACAGUUAUGCUCAGUAACACAACAGCUUACAACAUAACUACAGCCAAACCAUUUACACCUUCUCCAAAUACUACAGUACUCUACAAUGUAACUACAGUCACAUCCAGUAACACAACAGUUUACAAUGUAACUACAGCCAAACCAUUUAUACCUUCUCCAAAUACUACACUACUCUACAAUGUAACUACAGUUACACCCAGUAACACAACAGUUUACAAUGUAACUACAGCCAAACCAUUUACACCUUCUCCAAAUACUACAGUACUCUACAAUGUAACUACAGUUACACCCAGUAACACAACAGCUUACAACAUAACUACAGCCAAACCAUUUACACCUUCUCCAAAUACUACAGUACUCUACAAUGUAACUACAGUUACACCCAGUAACACAACAGUUUACAAUGUAACUACAGCCAAACCACUUCUACCUUCUCCAAAUACUACAGUACUCUACAAUGUAACUACAGUUACACCCAGUAACACAACAGCUUACAACGUAACUACAGACAAACCAUUUACACCUUCUCCAAAUACUACAGUACUCUACAAUGUAACUACAGUUACACCCAGUAACACAACAGCUUACAACAUAACUACAGCCAAACCAUUUACACCUUCUCCAAAUACUACAGUACUCUACAAUGUAACUACAGUUACACCCAGUAACACAACAGUUUACAAUGUAACUACAGCCAAACCACUUCUACCUUCUCCAAAUACUACAGUACUCUACAAUGUAACUACAGUUACACCCAGUAACACAACAGCUUACAACGUAACUACAGACAAACCAUUUACACCUUCUCCAAAUACUACAGUACUCUACAAUGUAACUACAGUUACAACCAGUAACAGAACAGUUUACAGCGUAACUACAGCCAAACCAUUUACACCUUCUCCAAACAACACAACAGCCGAAAAUGUAACAACAGCUGAAGCACUGACACCAACUGAGAAAUCACUCUACAAUGUAACUACAGUCACAUCCAGUAACACAACAGCCAACAAUGUAACAGCUGAAGCACUGACACCAACUGAGAAAUCACUCUACAAUGUAACUACAGUCAAAACAGUUACUCCCAGUAACAUAACAGUUUACAAUACAACUACAUUUACUCCUUAUCCAAAUGGCACAACAGUGUACAAUGUAACUACAAUUACACAUUCCACAGACACAAAAGAGUACAAUGUAACUGCAAACAUGACAUUUACAUCUUCUCCAAAUGAUACAGCACAUUACAAUGUGACGAGCCGUCUUAGUAACAACAAUGCAACUACAGCUGAACCACUUACAACUUCUUCAAAUUAUACAACAGUGUACAAUGAAACUAUAACCAAUGCAAUUACACCCAAUCACACAACAGAGUACAACUUAACUACAGCCGGAAUAGUUACACCCUCUCACAAUCACACAACAGUGUACAAUGAAACUACAGCCAUCACCAAUUAUACUACAGCCUCUGCCAAUUACACAGCAGGGCAGCAGGUCAGAGAUGACAUCAAUGGCACAGAAAGUAACACAACAACACCUUCUCCCAAUGGGACAACAGUCAACAAUAUAACUACACAAUACAAUUACACAACAGCAGACAAUGUAACAACUACAACUGUAUCUCCUAACAACAUAACCACUGCACCCAUGACAGUAACACAACAGAACACCACUGCCACAUAUAUAAACACAACAUUAUCUACCACUGCAUCACAAAUCAACAACAACAAUGCAACAACAUUCACAACAAACACGACUGUGACUUCUGUUGUCAACAGUACCACAGCAAGUGCUCUUAACAACAAGACUACAAGUCACACCACAGCAAUUGUGACUCAAAACAUCACAACAAGCACCAAAAAUGACAUUAACUCCAGCACAGCUGUAACUUCAGGAGUCAAUUCGACAUCUGCUAAAGCUUCCGGUAAUGAAACAGCCCCAGCUUCCAGCAUGAUGACAACUAUAACCACAAAUGGUUCACAAACCUCGAUGCCUAGCAGUACUACUCUCCCAACGACCACCCUGACCAGCACAACCACAACAACUGGUACUGGAACUCACUCCACAACCACUAUAAUGACAACUCCAUACCAAAGCUCAGCAGACUAUAAUGCAGACCGGCUGCUAAAGGAAUCACAGCAGGCAUCCCAGAUGGACUCCUCAGAGGUGAGAAACAUCGUGGAUCAGUUGGAGUACCUUGAGCGUGAGCCCACUGUGUCAAACCCCGUGGGGAAAAAAAUCAUCCAAAUUGUCAGCAACCUAAUGGCAGCAUCCUCAGUGGCCCUCUCAGAAUCUGCUAACAGGUUGAUUCAUGUGGUGGAUAAACUGGGUUAUAUAGUGGAUGUCAGUGGUAACAGUGAACCCCUCUCUUCGGAUUCACUGGUUCUGGCAGUCAGGACAGUGGAUGGAAGCAACUUUCCAACAACAUCUGUCAACAUCUUCAGUACUUAUGAUGUCCAGACCGUCACUAGGUCCCGGUCCAAGAGGUCAGGUUCUACUCCUCUGGCGUCUGCAUUCUUGCCACCCUCCCUCACCUCAGGUCUCAGUCCUCAGCAACAAUACCUGGCCAGCAGAGUCCAGUUCACUUUUUACACCAAACCUGUCCUCUUUCAGGAUCCAUCAUUAAACAAAAUAACCUAUGUCAGUCCUGUCCUGGCCUGCAGUGUUUACAAUUUGUCAAUAAGCAACUUGACAGACAAGAUUCAGUUUACCAUCCAAAACACCGAAACUACAUCUACAAAUCUUGGGGUCUGUGUAUUUUGGGACUUUGAUCUGAAUGGUGGUAAAGGAGGCUGGAGUAAAGUUGGCUGUGAUCGUGUCAAUGCCACAUCAGAAGCAACAACCUGCAGCUGCAACCAUCUUACUUCAUUUGCAAUACUGCUGGAUUUGUCCAGAGAAGGAGUAACUGAUCGUCAGCAAGGAGAAAUUCUGACUUACAUUACUUACAUCGGCUGUGGAAUUUCUGCUAUUUUUCUCGCUGUCACCAUACUGACAUACCUUUUAUUUGAGAAACUGCUGCGGGAUACUCCAGCCAAGAUUCUGGUCCAGCUCUGCUUCUCCCUUCUCUUCCUCAACCUGGUAUUCUUAGUGGAUGGCUGGUUGGCAUUAUACCCAGCAACUGGGUUGUGUAUCAGCACUGCCUUCUUCCUGCACUACUUCCUGCGGUUAGAGGCCCUG